GUGAAGGGUCUGGAGCAGGAGAACACACACCUGAAGCAGACCAUCUCCACUCUCCGCCAGCGCUCGCAGGUCAGCGCAGAAGCCCGAGUCAAAGACAUCGAGAAGGAGAACCGGCUGCUGCACGAGUCCAUCUCUGAGACCAGCAGCAAAGCCAACCAGCUGGAGUUCCAGAGCAAGCAGCUGCGCAGAGAGCUGGAGCUCCAGAAGGAGAGAGCGGAGCGGGCGGAGGAGCUGGAGCUGGAGCUGCGGCGGGUGGAGCGAGAGAAGGAGAGCCUGCAGAAGAAGCUGGCAACGCUGACCAUCACCUGCGGGAAGGUGGAGGUGCUGGAGAAGGAGAACACACAGCUGGAGGCCGAGGCCAGGAAACUGAAGAAAGCCCUGGACAGCCUGAGGAACGCCUCCUAUCAGCUGGAGGCUCUGGAGAAGGACAAUACCCAGCUGGACCAGGAGAACCUGGAGCUCCGGCGCGUGGUGGAGUCUCUGCGGUCCACUGGAGCCAAAGCAGAACAGCUGGAGAUGGAGAACCGAGAGCUGGAGGAUGAGAGGACACAGCUCCGCAAGAGUCUGGAGCUGCUGAAGGCUUCCGCCAAGAAGAACGAGCGUUUGGAGGUCAGUUACCAAAGCCUGGAUGCGGAGAACCAGCGGCUGCAGAAAGCCCUGGAGAACGGCACCCGCAAGAUCCAGCAGCUGGAGGGAGAACUGCAGGAGGUGGAGCUGGAGAACCAGAGCCUGCAGCAGAGCCUGGAGCAGCUGAAGAUAUCCAGCAAAGGCUUGGAGCCGCUGGCGCAGGAGAACCGGGUUCUGGAGCAGGAGAACACGCAGCUGGAGAAGGACAAGAAGCAGCUGGAGAAGGAGAACAAGCGGCUGCGGCAGCAGGCCGACAUCAAGGACUCCAAGCUGGACGAGGACAACCUGCGCAUCUCUCAGCUGGAGAAGGAGAACCGCAGUCUGGGCAAGGAGAUCAGCGCUCUUAAAGACAUCUGCGGGAGACUGAAGGAGCUGGAGAAGGAGAACCGGGAGCUGGUCAAGCAGUCCACCAUCGACAAGAAGACUCUGGCAGCUCUGAGAGAGGAGCUGGUCAACGAGAAAUUGAAGACCCAGCAGAUCAACAAUGACCUGGAGAAGCUGACCCACGAGCUGGAGAAGAUCGGCCUCAACAAAGAGGGUCUUCUGGGCGAUGAGGAGAGCUCCGAUGACAGGUUUAAGCUUCUGGAGAGUAAGCUGGAGUCCACGCUGAGGUCGUCUCUCGAGAUUAAAGAGGAGAAGAUCGCAGCGCUGGAGGCCCGUCUGCAGGAGUCCUGCAACCUGAACCAGCAGCUGCGGCAGGAGCUCAAAACGGUGAAGAAGAACUAUGAGGCUCUGCGUCAGCGUCAGGAGGAGGAGAGUUCAGCACACAGCUCUCCGGCGCGGGGUCGGGAAGACCUGAGCUUCAGCCGCUGGGAGAAGGAGAGCCAGGAGGCCACGAGGGAGCUGCUGAGGGUCAAAGACCGGCUCAUCGAGGUGGAGAGAAACAACGCCACUCUCCAGGCGGAGCGGCAGGCCCUGCGGACGCAGCUGAAGCAGCUGGAGACUCAGAGCAGUAACCUGCAGGCGCAGAUCCUGGCGCUGCAGAGGCAGACCGCAUCCCUGCAGGAGAACAACACCACGCUGCAGACGCAGAACGCCAAACUGCAGGUGGAGAACUCGACCCUGAACUCGCAGAGCGCCUCUCUGAUGUCCCAGAAUGCUCAGCUGCAGACGCUGCAGUCCGGCACGGAGGGCGAGAGAGAUGCGGCCGUGCGGGAGAAGGAGGAUCUGCGGUCCGUGUAUGAGCUGCUGCUGCGCGACCACCAGAAGCUGUCAGCGCUUCACGAGCGACAGGCGGCCGAGUAUGAGGAGCUGAUCGGCAGACACGGAGAGCUGAAGAGCGGACACAAGAGCCUGGAGCUGCAGCACCGCGGCCUGGAGAACAGGUAUAAUCAGCUCCUGAAGCAGAAGACUGAGCUGGAGCAGCUGGAGAAGGAGCUGAAAGCGGAGCGGGAGAAGUGAUAAGCUGAACGAGCUGAGGAGACAGAAGGAGAAACUGGAGGAGAAGAUCAUGGACCAGUAUAAGUUCUUUGACCCAUCUCCUCCCCGCAGGAGAGGAAACUGGAUCACCCUGAAGAUGAAGAAACUCAUCAAGCCAAAGAGUCGAGAGCGCAUGCGCUCGCUCACACAGACGCCGUCCCGAUCCGAGUCCAGCGAGGGGUUCCUGACACUGCCACAUCCGGACAGUCAGGACAGCUCAUCUAUCGGCUCCGGCACCAACUCUCUGGAGGACGCGCUGAUGCACCGCAGCUCCAGGAAGAGAGUUGAGAAAAGCCAAACGCAGGCGUCCUCUAACGCCCUGAAAAAGCUUCCCUUCAUGAGGAACCGAACCAAGGAUAAAGACCAAAUGAAGGCCGUCUACCGCCGCUCCAUGUCCAUGAAUGACCUGCUGCAGUCGAUGGCGGUGUGUGAGGGUCAGUGGUCCAGCAGUACGGAUCACUUGGAGGCUCCAGACGGGUCGGCCAUCGGGCAGCAGGAGUUCGGCUCUCUGGACUCCACAUCGCUCAGCCUGACCCGCGGGCGCAGCGCUCGGCUCCACUCAGACAGAGGUACUGCCGCAUCCACUGAUGACAUCGGCCAGUUCUGCUCAGAGGAGGCUCAGGGCGAGCUGAACGGAUCCUCCCUCCGCGCCGCCGUCCUCCAGAGAGCGUGUGAAGGCUCGGGGAAUCCUGCGUUCGUCCAGCGGGCGAGCGGCAGCGUCUGAAUCCCGGAGCGGAGCGGGCCGGCCCAGCCUGCGGAAGACAGAGAGCACCCGGGCCAGAGGCUGCGCCCCCCCGCGGGCCGGCUCGGCGACCCAGAGAGCGGCCUCGGUGUCGGCGCUGGACUCGUCUGGCCUGCCGCGGGCCAGCAGUGUGAUCUCCACGGCGGAGGGCAGCGUGCGCAGGACCAGCAUCCACGAUCUGCUCUCCAGGGACAGCCGGCAGCCGGUGCUGGUCGACCCGCCGGCCCCCCGCAGCGGCUCCUCCAGUGAGUACGGCCCCGGCCCCCGCACCCCCGACGCCCUGCACCACUCCGCCAGCAUGCCCUGCGGCGUCCAGGAGCCCCGGCACAGCGGCCUGCGGGCGUUUCUAGGUCCCUCCUUCACCGUAGACUCCAUCUUUCUGGACUCCAUCUUUAGUGAGCCAGCGGUGACGGGCGGCGCUAGAAACCAGGCCAUCCUGUCGCUCAACACGUCUCUGGUUAGCAGCAUUAGCGGCGCGCCGCGUACGGCUAGCGGCGGUGCGGACAGCUCAGAGGAGCGUCCUGCCGACCCCGAGGCCUGUGUGAGCGCAGAGGACGGCCUGUGGUACGAGUACGGCUGUGUGUGACGCUCCCGCAUGACCUGUGUGUGUGUGUGUGUGAACACCGCACGCUCCUGUAACACACCCCGCGCCACAACUGUGUUUAUUAAUCGUGUGUGUGUGUGUGUGCAUGGCUGACCCGCUGCUCCACUGUUCAGAAUGAGUGUGUCCUGAGCCGGUGUGUGUCUGCCACAUGGAUCCGUGCUGGUGUGUGUGUGUCCGUGCCGGUGUGUGUCGGUGUCUCCAGGGUCCUCUGUGUCCUCCCUCUGCUGAACUCCACUGCUCUUCUUCUGCAGAUGUGGAAAACAAGAAGUCUAAAAGCAGAGGAGGCGCUCAGAGUCUGUCGUGAGCUCACGCGGUGAGUGUGUGUGUGUGUGUGUGUGUGUGUGUGUGUGUGUGUGUGUGUGUAAUCAUCCUCGUUUGUACACUUCUCAGUAAUGUCUGUUGUCCACAAACCCGACAGACACACAGCAGGAGCCUCAUGUUGGAUAAUAAACAGCUGGAUCUGUGCUUCUCUACGCACACACACACACACACACACACACACACACACACACACACACACACACACACACACACAGAAGCAUUAAGCAGAGCUGACUAUCGAAUCACGCAGUGGUUCCUGAGCUGUUUUACUGGAGACUGGAGUAUUGAGCAUCUUCAGGACUCCAGCAGACUCGAGAGCUCCUCCACAUCUGCACACAGAGUAAAGAUGCUCAGUACUGAUGUCAGACGCUUCAUUAAACAGGCAGACGGCUGAGCGACACACACACACA
This is a messenger RNA of Danio rerio (zebrafish), 4123 nucleotides long. NCBI's taxonomy places the organism in Eukaryota, Metazoa, Chordata, Actinopteri, Cypriniformes, Danionidae. The record is from RefSeq and is a predicted model, not a curated record.